Messenger RNA from Actinia tenebrosa (Australian red waratah sea anemone), 4630 nucleotides. RefSeq names its product helicase ARIP4. Gene Ontology annotation, molecular function: ATP binding; ATP hydrolysis activity. The record is from RefSeq and is a predicted model, not a curated record. Gene Ontology annotation, cellular component: nucleus. Lineage: Eukaryota; Metazoa; Cnidaria; Anthozoa; Actiniaria; Actiniidae.
AUCUCGUGUUCGAAAAAACGCCAAGAAAUGAAAUUUAUUGUUUUUAUUUUUAUUCAAAGAAUUCUCAGUUCUAAUGAUCAGCUGGUGUGUGAUAAUAGGAAUAUUAUGAAGGCUCUUUAGUAGUACGACURGAUCCAACGAGACCGAGAGAAAUAAUAGAUGCAAAGCUUCCAUCAACUGAACGAACACUGAUCAAUGGUAGCAUUUAAAAAAUGCAUGACUUAAAAUUUUCGUAAAUUGUAUAGUUUUUUGGCGAUUGUUAUAUGAUUUAGUGAUUUGAAACUACGAUGGAAGGAAGCAGCGACACCGUUGAAGGCAAAAGCAUUGAGGAAUUACUGUUGAAAAGCAGAGAAGACGAUGGGAUUGACUCCAAGUCCAAUGAGCAGGACGAGGACAGCGUGGGGGAUUCAGACGUUGAAAUUGAUGACGAUUUGAAUGAAGACUUGGAGAGUGUUGAAGGAGACGAUGAAAUCGAGGAAGAAGAAUGCGCAGAAAAUGAAAACAUUGAUGUAGAAACUACUGAAGCAACAACCAGUAGUAAAGGCAAAAAAAUGGUGAAAAAUAUCAGUGGGAAGAAAAGAAAGAGGAAAAGAAAGGACAACACAAAGAGAAGGGAUAUUCGAAAAAUUUUGGACGAAUCACAGUUGGAGAAAGAAACCCUCCAUGCACAAUUGGAAGAAAAGGAGAGAUUAAGGAGACUUGAAUUGCAAAAAAGUCUGGCUACUGAAAUGAGUCCUGCUUUAACUAAAGAUGCACAGGACAACUUGGUGUCCACUGAAAAUGCAAAUGAGCCUUCAAGAUCAAUUUCUCCAAUGGUGGUUGACUUUCGUCAAAAAUCCAAACAACACUCCCAUGUCAUUGUAAUUGACAGUGAUGACGAUAACUCAGGUGGUGUUCAAAAACAGCAAGAAAUUGAAAUUAUCAGUUCUGAUUCUGUUAGCUCGUCAUCAGAAAGUGAUACAGAUAAUAGCGAUAUUGAUGAGAAUAAUGUUGGCAUGCAUUCAGAUGACACCUAUAAUGUGCCAAAUUCUGACGGCAAUGUGGAAGUCAAUAUUAACCACCCUCUUUAUGAAGAUGACAUUUAUUUAGCACCACAGAUUGCGAAGCACGUCAAGCCUCAUCAGAUAGGAGGAAUAAGAUUUCUGUAUGAUAAUUUAGUGGAGACCCUUGCACGAUAUAAAGUUAGUUCAGGCUUUGGAUGCAUCCUUGCACACUCAAUGGGCCUUGGUAAAACACUUCAAGUCAUAGCAUUUGUAGACAUUUUCUUACAGCAUACUCCAGCAAAGAAAGUAUUAUGUGUAGUGCCAAUAAACACAAUCCAGAACUGGUUGGUUGAGUUUAACAUGUGGCUUCCCCCAAAACCUGAAAUUGUUGACCAAGAGAACAAAAACUCAGAAUCUGAGGACAGCACGAAUGAAAUAAGAUAUCGUAAUUUCACUGUGUAUCAACUUGCCGACAACAAUAAAACUACAAUAGCAAGAGCCAAGAUAAUAGGCGAGUGGAAUCAAAAUGGUGGGGUGUUGUUAAUUGGCUAUGAGUUGUAUAGAAUAUUGGCCAUGUCCACACCCUGUAUGGCGAGUAAUAAAUGUGCACCACCAAAGAGAAAGAAGUCCAAUACUUCAUCUUCAGGAGGGAAUCAAGAACCUGAAGUGAUUGACUUGGAAGAGGAGGAGAAGAACAUGGACUUCUUGAUAGGUAUACAAAAUGCUUUGUGCAAACCUGGACCUGAUUUGGUGAUCUGUGAUGAAGGGCACCGCAUCAAGAAUAACCAAAGUAAUAUUUCACAGGCUCUAAAGAAAGUCAAGACCAGGCGGCGAGUAGUCCUUACUGGCUACCCACUUCAAAAUAACUUGAUAGAAUACUGGUGCAUGGUGGAUUUUGUCCGGCCAAAUUUUCUUGGCACAAGACAGGAGUUUUCAAACAUGUUUGAGAGACCUAUUUUAAAUGGACAGUGUUCUGACAGUACACCAUCGGAUGUCAGAUUAAUGAGAUACAGAGCUCAUGUACUUCACAGCCUCUUGGAAGGAUUUGUUCAAAGGAGAAGUCAGUCGGUGCUAAAGAAGUGUCUGCCUUUCAAGGAAGAGCACAUCAUCCUGGUCAAACUGUCGCCAAUACAGUCACAGCUCUAUAACUCCUAUAUCAAGUUUCUUCUUGACUCAGUAGGGCACCUGAACCCUAUCAAAGGAUUUCACACAUGCACAAAGAUUUGGAAUCAUCCUGAUGUGUUCUUUGCUAACCUUGAACCAAAGAAAUAUGGAAUGAGGAAUGAAUCACCAUUGACAUUGCUGGACAAUGACACAGAGGAUGGGACAUCUCAGGAGGUUAAUUCAAACAUGGAUCCUGCUUUGAUGUUUUCAGUCUUACCUCCACAAGUACUGCAACAAGACCCUUACUCUACGACAAAACCUACACCUGUUGGUCUUGCUUGGGCUAAAGAUAUAAUGAAAGAUUAUCAGCCAUUCAUAGAAGAACAAGGGGGAAAGAUAGUCAUCUUGAUGGAAAUCCUUGAGGAGAGUUUGAGUCUUGGAGAAAAAGUGCUUGUUUUUAGUCAAAGUUUAUCCACUCUUUGUAUUAUUGAAGACUUCUUGUCUAAACGAGACAUUCCACACUUCCCUGGAAGAAACACACAARAUGAUCCAACCAAAUGGGCAAAAAACAAGAGUUAUUUCAGGCUUGAUGGCAGCACUCCAUCUCAGGAGAGAGAUCGCCUCAUCACUGCAUUCAAUUCACCAGAUAACGCCGACGUACUGUUGUUCAUGCUAUCCACAAGGGCAGGCUGCCUAGGGGUUAAUCUCAUCGGAGCAAGCCGUGUAGUAGUGUUUGAUGCCUCAUGGAAUCCUUGUCAUGAUGUACAAGCUGUAUGCAGGGUGUAUCGUUACGGCCAGAAGAAACCAUCACAUAUUUACAGACUCGUUAGUACUGGAACAAUGGAGAAGAAGAUUUACGACAGACAAGUGUCUAAACAAGGCGUUGCAAAUCGAGUUGUAGAUGAGCUCAAUCCCGAAGCCAACUUUACCAAACAAGAAAUAAUGUCAUUGAUUUGUGAUAAGGAACCAGAUGUCCAGGCAGAGGAUGUCGCAUCCGCUGCAAACAAGUUUUCUGAUCUAGUUUUAAAGCGAAUCUGCAGGAACUGUUCUAAUUGGUUAUCCAAGGUCCCCUUCAAGCAUGAAUCACUCCUAGUCGAUAAGAAAGAAUUAAAGCUCACGAAAAGGGAGAAGCGAGAAGCGAAAAAAGGUUAUGAGAGAGAGAAGAACAUGGCACAGCAAGGAGGUCGGUACAACUACAAUCCAACAGAACCAAAAAGGAUCCCACCAGCAGUUCCACCUCUGGGUAAUAUAAUCAGACCUGUCGCAGCUGCCUACCCAAUGCAGUCAGCCCAGCCAACUGUUAUGACGUCCAUCACUCAGAGAACUCAGUCCCAAGCCUUCGCAUUUAACCUACCACAGGUUUCCAUGGGAUCAAAUCAGUAUCGUUUCGCUUCUCUCAAUCAUAAUGGUUCCACAAAUCCAAUCCAGUUACGGGCACUCUUGCCAAGUAUGGGAAUCAGCAGGUCGGCGAAUCCGUCUCUAAGRAUGCCAAUCAAUCCUGUUGCCAUGUCAACGAGCGUGACCAAUUCACUUGGAUCUCCGCUCAUUUUCCCCUCACAAGCGGCGAUUUUGGCCAACGCAAACCAACAAAUUAUGCAAGCUGGGACGAACUUUGCCUCAAAUCUUGUGUCUAGUUUGCCUGGGAAUCUUACCAAUGGCAAUAUCAUGUCAAAGACGAGUGUGGGUUGUGGACUCCCCUUGGUGUCAUCUGGUCAAACAAGGCCUCGAACCAAUGACGUAGUGACUAUAGAUUUAGACGAUGUACCGUCCCCCCCGGAAUACGUUGAAUCUCAAAACGAUACGACGAACAAACUACAAGGACAGGAACAUCGCAAGGACAAUACUCGUGCGAAACAGACCAGCAGCACUGCAGAGUCGCUAAAAAGUUGUGAAUCAGAAUCGAUGGCAUUCGACCAGCAACCAUUCGUAUCCAUGGAAACUUCUGAUAAAAUCCUUGCGAACCACGUGAAUACUUCAACAUUUGCUUCCAUGGCAACAGAGAAUGUGGUUAAUGCCGGCUACUCAAGUGAACCUGUUGCCAUGGGGACAGGCGUAGCAAGAGGUGAUGACGCGUACACGUCAAUGAAUGAGUUACUAGGCAACGGCCUGCAGUCCCCUGCCAGGCCUGAAAGUAGUUCAACUACAGGAUUUACAGAUUCACAGCUGACUCUCGCUGUCCUACAAAAUCUACUGAACGCACGAGGUGGACUGGAUGCUAGUGCCAGUUCUCCCGAAGAAUCCACGCCGGACAAUUCUUCGUCAAGUACAUCCCAGUUGUAACACCAAACGAAAAUAUUCAAUUGGUGUAAUUGCUUGUAGAUAAGGACAGGACUUCAAUCAUUUUUUUUUUUUCUGAAUAUUUUUGAUUAAGAAGACGAAAGACCAUUCUGAUUUGAAGUGUUCAAAUUGGUUUAAUUUUUAAUUCGAAAGAAUAAUUGAGUUGUAUCUAUGUGGACACUCUUCUGUGUUCAAUGAAAAUAUUUUUUAAUUUAGAUAGGACCGCUCUUGAGUCUUAAUAAAACGCAAAUAACAGAGAAACUUGG